ACUGUUGCUGAAUGAAAAUAACAGAGGCCAUUUUGCGCACGAAGCUACGGUGUCAUUCAAUAAUAAUACAAGUGAAAAACAGAAGGAGGCAGGUUCAGUCCAUUUUUGGAUAGAUGCGAUCGCUGGAGAGCCCGGUAGAGUUGUGUGGGACCGCGGUGCGAGUGCGACUGGCGCUUGUGGCUAGUUAAACAUGCCGCGGUAACUACUUGUGCCGCGGCGUCGCCUCUUCCUUUCGGCGUUUGUGUCGUGAAGAAAGGGGACAGACAGGGCAGCUUCACCGUAUUGCUAUCUGAGCCUGUGACCCCCGAGAGAGGGAGUUGCCUGUACUUAGCUGACCGACACCGGCAAUAUCCAUACGCGUUGAAAGCAGGUGUACAGUUUCAUCACACGGACACGUACCGCACUAGCUUCCGAGCCGCUGUAGCUCUCUGCGUUUGUGUGUGUGUGUACUCUGAUAAAUACUCCAGUCAUUAACACAUGGAAGAGGCUGAUAACCUGACGAUAUGUUGCGGAAUUAGUCGAGUGAGGCGAGACUCGUUUUAAGACAUUAAACGGGCUACGCUCUGGGAAUAAAGCCUGACUGGGAGGAGAGACUCAUGCUGAGCGCGGGGAAGAAGACGAAAAAGCAACUCUGAUUAUAAGAAGAGAAAGUGGGAGGCACUUGGGCUCACGCCUCACCUAUACCUGACUCUUCUUAACAAGUCUCCAGUCUUUUGGUUUUAUGACGGAAAGUGUGUCCCCCUGCAGUGGACCAGUAAGACGUUCUCUUCAAUAUGAAUACAGAUAGCGGAGGAUGCUCUCGCAAAAGUGUGGCCUUGUCACUCAUUCUCUCUCCCAUGAAGAGGGUCCAGAGCUCACCAAAUCUAGGCUCAGGGAAGGAUUCUCACUCAACGGACUUGGAUUCUUGGAGGUCACACAGUGCAACGGAAGGAUUUAAAAAUGGAGACGCCAGUAGCUCAUCUCUUGCUGCCAAAGGCUUUCGCAGUGUCAAACCCAACCUACAGGACAAAAAGUCACCAACACAGGCUAUGAAUGACGUGCCAUUGCCACCCCCCAGGAGAGAGAGUUUUCACUUCUCACCCACAGGCACUAAUCAGCCAGACUACAGCUCCUUUGUUGCCCUGGCUAAUAAUUUUAGCCCUGGAACGCUAACACUCACGCAGAAUGAGAAUGCAGUUUUGAAAGAGUCAUACACUAUUAGUAGCACGUCUUCUUACUCUUACUCAGAGACCAAUGCAAACUCAGUCCAACAGGCACACCAGUCCACUGUCCCGAAUAGCAACUGCCCACCUGCCACCACUAAUUCACAGGUUCAGCAGCGUAAGGUGUCUUCCCUCAAACUAACCCCUGUUACCAUCCCUGACCCCCCGGCUCACUGCAACUCUCUCCUUGACCCCCAAACUAAGACCCAGACCACUGGUUCCCCUCCACCAACUUCCCCGCUUCCACAAAAGGGUCCCACUUUGUCUCAGCCCCUGACACAGGCAGCCUCACUCCCUGUCCACGUGGGCCCCGAGAAUCUGAAACAUCCAGACCAUCAGCCUUCAAACAGCACAGCAGGGUUUAAGGUCCCAAAUCGAGCCCCAAAUCUUACCCAAAGUCCAGCUCCAUCCCAGGCGGAGAUAUUGAAGGCUCCUCCUGCAGUUCCACCAAGACCUUCUCCCGCAGAACUUUUGGGGCCUCCCUCCCCUGACCCCACAUCGCACUCCCCCUAUCGCUGCCACAGCUCAGAAUCCCUCGACUACCUGUCAGGCCUAAUGCCCAAGGCUCUGUCACCCGCUCCGUAUUUUCCUAGUGGAGCUGGUGCAGUCAGCAGGCCGAGCUUUACCACAGCCAGCAGUGUGGGCAUCGGGGGCUGCGUGUCACCCUCGGCUUCCCCUGUGACGGUGUCCGCUCUCAGCCACUACUCGUCAUCCACGGCGGGUCUGCUGGAAGAGCUGCAGAUCUGUAGCCUGGACUCACCUGGCGCCUCACCCACGCCAUCGCCCACCCUCAGCCAUGCCUCCACCUAUACAACCACUGCUGGCCCUGACGAUGUGCUAACAACCUUUGUGGCCUCCACUGCUGCAGCAGCCUCUGUCACUAACGGCCAGGUCCUCUCUCAUGCUAUGAAUGGAAGUGCUCCACAGAGGCCAAUCUCUCCUCCAUCCUAUCCUGCUCCCCCCAACUCACUCCACACUGGGUUCCAUAGACAGAGCAGGAGUUCAGAGGGCAGCGAGUCAGCUACCAGAGAGUCUGUGGUGACGGGCCACACCAGCAUCAGCAGCAUUGUGCCCAUCGCCCGCUUCUCAGAAGAAGAGAAAAAGGUGUCCGUUGUUAAAGCCCCUCAUUACGAAGGCAUCGGCCCCGUGGACGACUCUGGCAUCCCUAUCGCCAUCCGCACGACAGUGGAUAGGCCUAAGGAUUGGUACAAAACUAUGUUCAAACAGAUCCACAAGGUUCACAAAGCAGAUGACGACUAUUCUGACACAUACAAUGCAACAUAUGCUGUCAUAAACAAUGAUGACUACAGCCUGUCAUCUAACACCACAUUGGCCCACCCUGCUCCCCGGACACAUACGUACAGGCCACUCGCCAGAAGCCCCACGGACAACGGAGGACAUCUGGGCCCUCGGGAGCCUUCGCCGUCCCCUGUACCCCCACCACCACCUCCACCCAUGCCAUCUCUCCUCCAGCUCAGGGCCAGAGACAGUGACCGCGAGAGAGACUCCCCUGACACGAAUGAAUGGGGUCCUCCCAACAGGAAAGUGGACACACGAAAGUACCGUGCAGAGCCGAAGAGUAUUUUUGAGUAUGAACCUGGAAAGUCCUCCAUUUUGGAGCAUGAAAGACCAACCUAUGAUGACAUAGAUUUAGAGAACGAGCCUUGGUAUAAGUUCUUUUCUGAGCUGGAGUUUGGGCGGCCGCCUCCUAAAAAACGGCUGGAUUAUAAUCCAGACAUCUCCGCUCGCCAGCGCAUUGAGACAUCCCUGCACAUCGCUCCUGCUGACAAGGCUCCAGAGAGACCUGCAAGUGCUGCCAGCGACUACAGGAAGAGAAGAAAGUCUGAGCCGUCAAGUUCCCAAGUUAAUGUCCAGUCUCAGAGCAGAGCUGUAACUUCCCCUAAACCAGUGGAUGCCUACAGACCCAGCAGCAGCUUAAAGAGACCUGUGGUUCGUUCCUCACCAGCCUCACCUUCCAGAGCCAAAGGUGGGGACGCAUGCAACAUGUAUUCAAACACUUUAAACUCUCCAGGUUCUUAUCAGCGCCCCUAUCUACCCCCCGUCCCCUCUGACCAUGUCGAUUGCCAUGAGGAUUCCAGCCAGGAAGGCAGCUCCUCCUCCAAGCAGUCUGUCUGUUGUAAGAACAGCUGGCCGAUAAAAUGCCAGGAUGCAGAGGCAUGGAGCAGUGUAGAGGCAGUACCGCCAAUCCCCGGCAAGCUCAAGUCACGCAGCUGUGAUGACUUACUAAAUGAUGGACAUUCUGGCUCAGGUGGGCGCAACGCCACCCGCUCAGAAAGUGCUGGGUCACUGGUUUGUGAUGGGAAUCCCUCAGGGUUGACUGGAUCCAACUCCACUCGCUCACUGCCUCGACUCCACCGGCGACGGGCACACGAUUCACCGGGCUUUCUCCAGCUCUAUCGUAAAAUGCACCAGAUCGACCGAGCUCAGCUCAUCCCCUCGGAAGUUAUUCGCUCGGUUCGCACUCGCAUCCUGGAGCUAGAGCGCCAACCUCACCUGCAUCGGCAUCGCCUCUCUCCUUGGACACCCUCUUGGGGCAUGGAGGUUCCACGCGAUAUGGUGCCAUCCCGCAUUUCUGCAUAUGAGCGCCUUAUUCAGAAGUCCAAAUCCAUGCCCAACUUGGGUGAUAGUGAGGUACCUUCCGGGACUACCACGCCAGGUGGCUCGUCGUCUCGAGCCAGCAGUGGUGGCGGUGGCACACCCAGUUUUCCAAAACGCCGUUUUUCAAUAGAAUCUUUACUAGAGGAAGACAAUAAUAACAAUAAUGGCAACAGUGGAACAGUACCUCACACCAUGGCUCAUUUGCAUGGACCUCGUAGCCCACCUGAGGGCCAGCCUCGUGUUGGACCAGAGCCCAGUCGUGGGCGGGCCUUUCCUGCUCCUCCGGUUCCCCAAGGCCCACAAGCCAACCAAGAUUACUCUGACAGUGAACAAGACGCUGUUGCGUCAGAUCUCAGUGAUUUCAUCCAGGUUGAGGGCUCCUCAUUUUGCAGUGAGAGUGACUUUGACCAUUGCUCACUAACCUCCUCUGAGAGCUUGUACGGCUCUUCCACCCUUCACCACCACCACCACCACCUCCGUCACCACCACCAUCACCACCACCACCCUGGUCACCAAAGUCUAGGCCAGAGCCAGGGCUACCAACACCGCCAUCUCAUCAGCUCUUGCAAAGGGCGCUGCCCGGCCUCUUAUACCCGUUUUACAACCAUGCUGCGCCAUGAGAGAGAGCGAGCGCGCCUAGAGCUCCAGAGACCUUCGCAGCAGAGCCGCAGCAGUAGCCAGUCCCAAAUCCAAAGCUCACAGUCUCAGCAAGCGAUGUCCAAGCUGGCCUUCCUAGUCAGCCCAGUGCCUUUCCGCAGGAAAAAGGGCUCACCACCUACCUCUAGAAAAACCAGUGGUGGCGGAGAUGGAGGUAGCAGACCCAAGUCCAAACAGGCCAUUUAUGAUGCACUAGAUGCAGCCUUGAGAGACAUAUACGAGCACAUUCAAGCAGAUAGAGGCCACAGAGGAACUAGGGCACCCGACGAUAGCAUUCUGAGGAGAAUACUGGUCGAAUUGCUGCCAAAUGUGCCUGAACGAAGCUCGUCAUUGCGGGGGAGAAGGGGGUAUUGGCACGGGGGUCAGUCCUCUGCAUCUUUGUACCCAGAUGGGAGCCCCACUGGGUAUGCCUCACAUAGAGAGGAUCCCUCCACACCACGGCUGCAGUCACCAAUCAGUGCCUGUUACGGACGCCACACAGAGACCUCAAACAAUAAUGAAUAUGGAGAGGAGCAGGGCAAUGGGAAUGGUCUCUGUUAUUCAGACCAGGAUGUCUCCAGGUGUUAUUCCACCAUGGAUGGACGCCACACACCCCAGAGUAGAAGACCUACUCCUGACAGAGAGGUCUCCCAUAAACAGAUGACACAACUUAUUCUGUUCUCUCUCCUUCAUCAGAAACAGCCUGCGAGAGCCAUUUAUGAUUUUAAGGCACAAUCAGCUAAGGAGCUGACAUUUAAGAAGGGUGAUGCAUUGAACAUCAUCCGACAGAUAGACAACAACUGGUAUGAAGGGGAGCACCGCGGACAAGUUGGGAUAUUACCUAUAUCGUAUGUAGAAAAGAUGCCAUCCUCAGAGAAGCAGCAGCCGAUUCGUCCUCCUCCGCCAGCACAAGUCAGAGAGAUAGGAGAGGGAGUAGCUCGCUACAACUUCAAUGCUGACACAAACGUGGAGCUGUCUCUCAGAAAGGGUGAGAGACUUAUUGUGUUAAGGCAGGUGGACCAGAAUUGGUAUGAGGGAAAGAUCCCAGACACAACCAAACAGGGCAUCUUUCCUGUAUCGUACGUUGACAUCGUCAAGCGCUCCCCGUCCAAGAGCUCUGCACGCCACAUAGACCCACAUAGUUACCCUGGCAACAGAACACCAAGCUCUACACCCGUCAAGCCUUUCUACCAUCUACCUCCAUCCUCUACUACUCGUGACCUCCCCACUCCUCACCCCCCGUUGAGAAGGUUUGACCUGCAAGCUGUCACCAGCGAGUGGCUGUCUCUUACGUUGGACCCAUCAGCGUCUAACCCAGCGUGCACCCUCUCAACCACCCCUGUACCACCCACACCACCCCCUCCCCCCCUCCCCACUGACCUUACACCUUUCCUAAAGGCUCAGGAUAUCAGUGCGCCAUCACAAAGGGGCUUCGCUAUGCUGCCCCAGAGGGUUGCCGUUACUCCUCCUUUUAAAGAAGGGAGACUCAGUUUAGGUCACACCCCUCCUGCCGUGCCAUUCUCCCAACCACCUCCACCUCCUCCUCCUCCUGUUCCUCAUUCUUCAUUCACCUCUCCACUGCCUGUCUCUUCACAGCAAUACAGCAGUGGCAAAGGAAUAGCCCAAGCAUUACACAUUUUUAAGCCAGAGGUUUUGUUCUGCACAGUGCCAGAGCCAAUAAAGUCACCCACACAGGUUCCACCACGGCACAAGUCAAAUGUGGAAGUACACAAAAGCAGCAUUAUUCCUGAUGUUGAGCUGCAAGUAAAAGAUCCUUAUGACGAGCUGUUGUCCAUGGUUCUGGAUGAUUCUUCCAGUAAAGACAAUGCUUACUUUUCAAGAUUAUCUUUGGUGGAUUCCCCACCAGCUACGCUAACUGAUGAAUCCCAGAGCAGGUUUACGCUAAAAGUAGAAGAAUCCCAUCAGCCAGCAGUGAAACCCGCAGCAGUCACUCCAGCCAGCGACUCAGCAGGCAGCGUCCGGUUAGAGGUGCAGUUUCACAAGCCUAUGCCAACGGAGCCACUAUCCAUCACUUGGGGAGGGCAUUCAAAAACUCUGAACGAGCAACCAGUCGAGCCUCAGAGACCACCAUCGUUGACAGGAACGGGAUAUACUGAGUUGUUCAUUGAGGAAGAGGAUGAAGCUAGAGGGGACAGAGAGGAGGACAGUAAAGGUUUAAAUGAGAGACUCAGUCCACAGGCUGAUGUCUCUCCUUCCACUUUGACACGGUUUCCUCCCCCUGGCCUCCCCUCACCCUCCAUACCACCACCUCUGACAUCCUUACCUCCCCAUUCCUCUUCUUCUACUUUUACUUUCACUCCUCCUUCAUCUUCUACUUCUUCCUUUACUCCUUUAUUUUCUACUUCUUCUUUAACCCCUUCUUCUACUUCUACUUUCACGCCUUCUUCACCUUCCACUUCUUCCUUUACUCCUUCGUCGUAUUCUACUUCUGCAUUUUCUCCAUCAUCUACUUCUUUCACUCCUUCAUUUUCCACUUCUUCCUUUACUUCUUCUUCUUUUACUCCUUCAUCUUCUACUUCUUUUGCUCAUUCUUCCUCUUCUACUUCUUCUUUUACUCCUUUGUCUUCCUUCUUCCGGUCACAACGGCAGGAUUGUAAAACCAUCCCUCCCUCUCCCCCUGUCUCCCCUCGGCCCCCAUCCCUGCCCCACCUCAUGACAUCGCUCCCUUCAGUCUCUCCCUCUCCUCCCGUCUCCCCAUCUCCUUUUCACUCCUCUCACCCCACUCCAAACGUUCCCUCACAGCACUCUGUCAGUCACCCCCCAAGCUCUCCCAGUCUGUCUCAUCUGGUCACAUCCUGCCCCAACUCAGAGUUGCCUAUUCCCCUUCCCGCCCUGACUCCCCCGAAACCCGCCUCUCCUCCCCUCGUCACUCCACGCUCUUCCCCAACUGUACCCCAUCCAGGAUGUAGGUCUCCCAAGGUGAAGGAUCCAGUUGUUGGUGGUAAACCUCCUCGUAGCCCCAUCUUGUUCCGGAGGUCCUAUCUGUCCCCCUUUAGAGGGCGAAGGCGAUUAGUUCAGGACGCACUCCAUGGUGGAGGAGACCCGUACCAGGCCGUGUACAACUACGGGCCUCGCAACGAGGACGAGCUGGAGCUGAAGGAGGGCGACAUUGUAGAUGUGAUGGAGAAGUGUGAUGAUGGCUGGUUUGUUGGAACCUCCCGAAGGAGCAAGUUGUUUGGAACCUUCCCAGGAAACUACGUGAAGCAGCUAUAAUGAUGAUUCCAGACUCCCCUCCUCCCCGCCCUGGCUCCGCCCCUUUCUGUGACACAUACAUCGCCCACAGCACCCGCAGGACACCACCUCCCAACAC
Messenger RNA from Etheostoma spectabile (orangethroat darter), 7788 nucleotides. It is a transcript of the gene sorbs2a, whose product is annotated as sorbin and SH3 domain containing 2a. Gene Ontology annotation, cellular component: plasma membrane. The coding region runs from base 774 to 7691 and encodes 2305 amino acids. Lineage: Eukaryota; Metazoa; Chordata; Actinopteri; Perciformes; Percidae. Gene Ontology annotation, molecular function: protein binding. The transcript has 30 exons. The record is from RefSeq and is a predicted model, not a curated record.